This is a messenger RNA of Helianthus annuus (common sunflower), 1987 nucleotides long. RefSeq names its product ATP-dependent DNA helicase pif1-like. Gene Ontology annotation, biological process: DNA repair; telomere maintenance. Gene Ontology annotation, molecular function: DNA helicase activity. The coding region runs from base 413 to 1372 and encodes 319 amino acids. The transcript is spliced from 6 exons. NCBI's taxonomy places the organism in Eukaryota, Viridiplantae, Streptophyta, Magnoliopsida, Asterales, Asteraceae. The record is from RefSeq and is a predicted model, not a curated record.
GGCGUUGGGUCUAUUAGGUGAUGACAGAGAGUGGGCUGAAGCGUUCACUAAAGCAUCAGCGUGGGUCACAUCUUCAGAGUUAAGGUCUCUUUUCUGUCAUUUGCUUUUAUUUUGUGAGGUCGGUAACCCUUUAGUUUUAUGGCAAUCAGAGUGGAAAAAGAUGGCGGAUGAUCUACUCUUGACUCUUAACUCUACUUUGUCAAAUCCGACCUCACUUGUCAACGAUUUUGAUUUGCAACAGCAAGUCCUAUUAGAGCUUGAAAAAAUAUUGAAUUCCACUACUCCCUCUAAAUCGCUUAAGGAUUUCGGCCUUCCUUUACCCUCUUAGAGUAUCCUUGCAACUUUGAGAAAUCACCUUUUGUUAGAGGAAGUCAGUUAUGAUAGAUCAGCACUGAGUCUACAACAUUUGCAAAUGCAUUCACAACUAAAUAUGGCCCAACUUCAAGUUUACAAUGCAGUUAGAGAUUCAUAUGUUAAUAAAACUCAGUUGUUACUGUUUGUUUACGGGCACGGUGGCACCGGGAAAACUUUUCUGUGGAACACGAUCAUUUCUUUCUUUAGAUCCAUUGGGAAGAUUGUGUUAGCAGUGGCUGCAUCAGGAAUUGCCUCCCUUCUUUUACCAUCGGGAAGAACGGCACAUUCUCGAUUCAAAAUACCUAUAGAUCUUACAGAACAAUCAACGUGUUAUAUCAAGAAAAAAACACAGUUGGGCGACCUUUUAAAACAGACAUCAUUAGUAAUUUGGGAUGAAGCCCCCAUGAGUGAUCGGCGUUGUUUUGAGUGUCUUGAUAGAUCAUUGAAAGAUGUUUUGGGAAACGAUACGGACUUCUUUGGUGGUAUGUCUAUACUUCUAGGAGGUGAUUUUCGGCAAACUCUCCCGGUCAAACCGAAAAGUACACGGUCUGAGAUUCUCAACUCAACGUUACCAAGGUCUUAUCUAUGGCCGUCUUUCAAAGUAUACACACUAACCCAGAACAUGCGUCUCAAUGGGGAUACUCAAAGCUCAUCUACUACUCAAACAUCUGCUAUGUUUGCGUCAUGGUUGUUAGAUAUUGGAAAUGGUUUGAUUGGCGAACCCGAUGCAGAUGAUCCCCAUAACACAAAAACCAUUGAAAUCCCACCAGACUUUCUUAUUCAACAAGAAGCAAACAAUCUUCAAUCUUUAAUCAACUUUGUUUAUGAUGAUUCAAUACUCAAAAAUCCAUGCGCUAACAAUUUGUCAACUAGAGCAAUCGUGUGUCCAAAAAAUGAUACAGCUGACAAGAUCAACAACAUGAUUUUAAAUAUGACUCCUGGAGAUAUCAAAUCUUAUACAAGUCACGACUCUAUGAUAUCUCGUAUGCAAAACUCGGUGCACACAAAUGCAGCAUGAGAACAUUUCCUCUUCAAAUCUCUGAUCCAGGAAGACAGGAAGACCUGAACAGAAGUCAGAGUUUUAAGAAUCUGCAUCCACACUUUAGACCGUACGAACCUUGCUCUUCAUUUCUGACCAGUGAUGGAGUUUCCAUUCAGUAUUUGGGUCAUAAAGCUCACUAACAUUUUUCAAGUCAAAAACCGCUACAAAACAGGAGACUUUCACAACAGCAUAGGGUAUACCAACAUCAAUGCAACAGAUUUAUAUCUCAUCCAACCAAACACUUUAUAACUAGUAUGUUCGUCCAAAGAAACACAAAGUGGAAUUCAUGAGCGGCAAUCAGGUUGCGUUUCGCCUCAAUUCAAUAGGAUCACACCAGAAUUCGUACCACACUACCAUGAAACUUCACCGUGAAACAAGAUUGUGAUAACCUUUUGUGAAGAGAAGGCGAUGUUAGUUUGGAGAUAACAUUCAGUCCAAAGACAUACUUGCAGUGGCUUCAACAUCCGUCUCCGAAUACAAAGGAAUGCUACACCUAGAAAUGACACCGGCAACUACAGUGCCAAUCAAUCAAAGCAUGGAAAACACACUGUAAUUUUGGUUGUCAUUGUAUAAUAAAAAAAAUCGUACUCA